This is a messenger RNA of Protopterus annectens (West African lungfish), 1077 nucleotides long. Its product is annotated as vomeronasal type-2 receptor 26-like. Gene Ontology annotation, molecular function: G protein-coupled receptor activity. The record is from RefSeq and is a predicted model, not a curated record. Gene Ontology annotation, biological process: G protein-coupled receptor signaling pathway. The transcript has 4 exons. The coding region runs from base 1 to 1077 and encodes 358 amino acids. NCBI's taxonomy places the organism in Eukaryota, Metazoa, Chordata, Ceratodontiformes, Protopteridae. Gene Ontology annotation, cellular component: membrane.
AUGGCAAGUUAUCAUUUAGAAAUUGGACAGAUCCCAUACUCAGUCUGCAGUGAAUUCUGCCCUCCUGGAUUUAGAAAAGCCAUCCGUAGGGGAGAGCCAGUCUGUUGCUUUGACUGUAUUCCUUGUCCAAAGGGGGAGAUUACCAAUGAAUCUGGAAGGUAUGCAAAUAAUUGCUUCAGAUGCCCAGAAGACCAGUGGUCAAAUGGCAAGCAGGAUGCAUGUAUCCAGAAAUCCAUCGACUUUCUUUCUUAUGAAAGUGAACUUGGUUUAUAUCUGACUGUUUCCUCAGUUUUUUCUUCUCUAAUUACCAUUUCUGUCCUGUGUACCUUCAUUAGGUAUCGACAUACUCCAAUUGUGAAAGCCAAUAACCGUGAGCUGAGUUAUUUAAUUCUGAUUUCCCUAUUUUUUUGUUUCCUGUGUCCCUUGAUGUUCAUUGGUCAGCCACAUACACUAAACUGUUUGCUCCGCCAAACUGGGUUUGGGAUAAUAUUCUCCUUCUCUGUUUCUGGGAUACUGGCUAAAUCUGUUACAGUGGUCAUUGCUUUUAAAGCAACAAAGCCUGAUAGCAAGUUAAAGAAAUAUGUAGGACCAAAAGCCCCCUACUUCAUAGUCUUCUUUGGUACUUUCUUUCAGGUCAUUAUAUGCAUCAUCUGGCUAUCAACAUUUCCCCCAUUUUCUGAUCUUAACAUAAAAAUCAGUGAAGAUAAAAUUAUAGUAGAAUGCACUGAGGGUUCAGUAAUCAUGUUCUACUGCAUGCUAGGAUACUUAGGUAUCUUGGCCACUAUUAGCUUUAUUGUAGCUUUUCUAGCGAGGAUUUUGCCAGAUAGCUUCAAUGAAGCUAAAUUUAUCAGCUUCAGCAUGAUUGUGUUUCUUAGUGUUUGGUUGUCAUUCAUACCAACAUAUCUCAGCACAAAAGGUAAGUACAUGGUGACUGUAGACAUAUUUGCCAUCAUGGCAUCAGGUGCUGGAAUAAUAAUUUGCAUAUUUUGCCCCAAAUGUUAUAUUAUUAUUUUAAAACCACAUUAUAACACACGACAGCAUCUAAUAGGAAAUAAAAAUUCUAUGAAGAAACUAUAG